Messenger RNA from Penicillium brevicompactum, 1278 nucleotides. Its product is annotated as putative nucleotide-sugar transporter. Bases 1 to 1278 code for a protein of 425 amino acids. Gene Ontology annotation, cellular component: intracellular membrane-bounded organelle; Golgi membrane. Gene Ontology annotation, molecular function: pyrimidine nucleotide-sugar transmembrane transporter activity. The record is from RefSeq and is a predicted model, not a curated record. Gene Ontology annotation, biological process: pyrimidine nucleotide-sugar transmembrane transport. Lineage: Eukaryota; Fungi; Ascomycota; Eurotiomycetes; Eurotiales; Aspergillaceae. The transcript has 3 exons.
AUGGCGAAUAACGCCCUCAUUCCCUUCCUGGUCACGAUGAUGCUCGUGACCGGGGUGUGCAACACCAUUCUCAACAAAUACCAGGUCAGCCCCCAGACACCAAGAUUGGCCAGCAAAAUGAAAGAGAUCAGAGCUAAUCUAUUUGUUUGGAAUAUAGGACAUGCAAUGGCGCAGAUGUUUAUCGGAGAAAUGGGCUGCUGGCUAGUCGUUGCUCUGACUUUCCUCUACAACCAAUAUGUCGCCCCUAGACUAUCAAGUGGUCCUUCCCCGCUUCUAGCUGGUGGAUACCACCCGAUCAACGGCGAAGCCAACGACGAUGAUCCUACAGACGAGCUAGAUGAUGACACACACAAGCCCAUCGACGACCGUAUCAAACUGCGCGGAUGGAGAAUCCUACUACUUGCCGCCCCAUCCAGUUGCGAUAUCGCCGGCACAACUCUCAUGAACGUAGGCCUUCUCUUCGUGGCAGCGAGUAUCUACCAGAUGACCCGCGGUGCGCUCGUCCUCUUCGUUGGUCUAUUCAGUGUUCUAUUCCUGCGCCGCAAGCUCUACCUAUACCAAUGGAGCGCGCUAUUUGUCGUUGUCCUCGGCGUUGCAGUCGUCGGUCUCUCGGGUGCUUUGUUCAGCGGUGAUUCCGGACACGAUAUCACGCAGAAUGCCCAGCGUGCCGUGCUCCAUGCGCGUGCUGUGGCACGCACCCCUGAAGCUGUGCAGACUGUCAUUGGUGUUUUGCUCAUUGCUGCUGCGCAGAUCUUCACGGCCUCGCAGUUCGUGCUUGAGGAGUGGAUCCUGGAGAAUUAUGCCAUGGAUCCUAUCCAAGUCGUUGGCUGGGAAGGUGUCUUUGGCUUCUCGGUUACUUUAAUUGGUAUGGUGAUCAUGUACAUCGUAGUUGGAAGCACUGAUGCUGGCCGCUAUGGGUACUUUGAUAUCAAGGAGGGCUGGAGUGAGGUUAUUCACAACCGCGCUAUUGCCGUGUCAAGUGUGUUGAUCAUGAUCAGCAUCGGUGGCUUCAACUUCUUUGGUUUGUCUGUCACCCGUACUGUCUCUGCUACAUCUCGUAGCACGAUUGAUACUUGCCGAACUCUUUUCAUCUGGCUGGUUUCGCUCGGUCUGGGCUGGGAGUCGUUCAAGUGGCUCCAGGUAGCUGGCUUCGCGCUGCUUGUCUACGGAACCUUCCUGUUCAAUGACAUUGUUCGCCCCCCUCUCAAGGCAUGCUUGCCUAGCGAGCAUAGGGAGGGUGAGGUUCUGCUCCCUGAAGAUCCCAUCGAGCAUAUUUGA